This is a messenger RNA of Fusarium redolens, 1302 nucleotides long. RefSeq lists its product as uncharacterized. The record is from RefSeq and is a predicted model, not a curated record. The transcript has 3 exons. NCBI's taxonomy places the organism in Eukaryota, Fungi, Ascomycota, Sordariomycetes, Hypocreales, Nectriaceae. The coding region runs from base 243 to 1241 and encodes 332 amino acids.
GUCUCAAAACGCAGCACAAGAGGUGAAAAAACCCUCACGUCAUUCUUACUCGUGCAUUGUUAUUUCACUUCCAUUCUUCAACACUUUUUCGGGUUACAGUACAGUACCAACAUCGGCUUCUCUCAUCUUAGUCUCACCAACGGACUUGGUUACGUCAUUCAUAAUCGCCUUCAUUCUUGCGUACAGCGGGUGCUUUGAACAAAACUUACAAGAUAUAGAAGAUACACGGCAGGAUAGACAAAAUGGCGGAGAAUUACGUCCUUCGCAUCACAGCUGGUCCUGAUUACGACCAAUCUCAACAGGUUGAGGUCCCAGUCAACACCGCCAAGCCCAUCACCAUCAAGAGCGAUCGCGCUGACAUUGAGCUCAACGUUCGCGUCAACGAUUACAAAGGCCUUCCUCGCAACUCACCAGCGACUUCACCAUACUUCUCAACUGAGCCUCAUGCCUACAAUAGGGAUCAAUACAGCAUCUCAUUCCGCUUCACACCAAAGAAACCCUCCAAUGACGAGGACGAUGGUAUCAAGGCCACGGAUCUUCAGUUCGGCAAUGACUUUGAUCAUCCCAUUCGAGAUCGUCUACCACCCGGUUUCAACACGGCUAUGAGUAUAGUGCGCUGGUGGAUCGAUCCUGGUCUGGAUGGUGAUGCGUAUGCUGACAAGCCCUUCUUGUAUGGCCCAGCGCUGAGUUCUUUCAACACCAUUCAUGUGGGCAAAGGCGAGUUUGAUGAAGAGAAGGGUGGUCUUUGGUUCGAGGAGGGUGGCGAUGAAGAUGGUCUUGAAGCUCGUGAGGAAGUCGGCGCUCCUCUUACCAGCAAGGCGAGAAUGAAGUGGGCUCUCAGAGCUGACGCCAAAGAGAAGUGGGUGUUUGAGUAUGAUCAGACAUACGGUUUCGACUUCUUCAAUCCGUAUCUUAACUUCUCAGACCUCGCGUUGAACCUACCUGGCUUCCAGCUACCCAUCAUGAAGUACUGGGACGGUCAAGGUCUCAGAUAUGUCUUGCGCAACAAGGAAACCGGGGAGCCGUACCUCGUGAUUCUGUUCUCGCUGUACCACAAGGAUUAUGUAAACGAGGAUGGGUCGUUGAAGGAGGGGGCACAGGAUUCUUUCAAACAGCCUGAGAAUGUUACUGAUGAUGAGGAGUUUGACGGGGGUGGAGCGUUGAAGGAGGCGACGGAGCUGUUGGGCCCCAAGAUUGAUGAGAAAGGAAAUGGGGAGACGAGUGUUGACGAUAUUGACUAAGAGAUAGAGAUAACCCUGGCCAGGGUGUAAUAAUAUUAUCUAGAUCUCGGGAUGAUAACCU